Messenger RNA from Acipenser ruthenus (sterlet), 6172 nucleotides. Its product is annotated as SLIT-ROBO Rho GTPase-activating protein 1. The record is from RefSeq and is a predicted model, not a curated record. Gene Ontology annotation, cellular component: cytoplasm. Gene Ontology annotation, molecular function: protein binding. Lineage: Eukaryota; Metazoa; Chordata; Actinopteri; Acipenseriformes; Acipenseridae. Bases 609 to 3905 code for a protein of 1098 amino acids. Gene Ontology annotation, biological process: signal transduction; negative regulation of cell migration. The transcript has 22 exons.
AUUCAGAGAACCCACCCAUUUCUAGGACCCUCCAGCUCCAGUCAGCUGUGGUCUGUAUCGCCGAAACACCGCGACUGGAAGUGGGGAAACUGUAAAAAUAGUACAUAGAGCUAUAUACUAAAGUACAUUUCCUGGCAUUUUACAAAUGGUCAACGAGUUGUAUAGUUCAAUCAAAGUGAACGCGGUUUUUGUCAUAUUUGUCCGAAUCCCUUUGAAGAAGGUCAAAACAAUAAUUUAAAAAACAAAAGGUUCGAUGCUGUUGCUCCGGGGUUCUCUCGAUUCUCAGACAUUGCCCUAGUGUUGUUGGGGUCUGUUGAAAACUGGGGUUUCAAUUCCGUGGCGCUUGCUGUUACUUAUUCCGACACCAGUUCUACAUUGUUUCAGAAAAAAACGAUGUGCUGAAACGACAUGUUUUUCUUUAUAGCAUAAAGUUUCCAACGAUCAGAAUAAUUUCUUAAAGGUGAUACACUGUAUCAUUUUUUUUUUAUUGGUCAUACCCAAGCCAAUCCUCGUGUAGGAUGCAGCGAGCUGUGUACUGAACCGAACAUUAUCUUUGUUAAACACUGCGAAGUUUCUAACUCAAACAAAGAUUAAAAAAGGAUUCCAAAAUGUCAACUCCGAGCAGGUUCAAAAAGGAUAAAGAAAUUAUUGCUGAAUACGAAAGUCAAGUUAAAGAGAUCCGUGCUCAGCUGGUGGAGCAGCAGAAAUGCCUGGAGCAGCAGACAGAGAUGAGGGUCCAGCUCCUGCAGGAUCUCCAAGACUUCUUCCGAAAGAAGUCUGAGAUCGAGAUGGAGUAUUCCCGUAAUCUAGAGAAGCUGGCUGAACGGUUCAUGGCCAAGACAAGAAGCACCAAGGACCAUCAGCAAUACAAAAGAGACCAAAACUUAUUGUCUCCUGUGAACUGCUGGUACUUAUUGCUGAACCAGGUGAGGCGGGAAAGCAAAGACCAUGCCACACUCAGCGACAUCUACCUGAACAACGUCAUCAUGCGCUUCAUGCAGAUCAGCGAGGACUCCACAAGACUCUUCAAAAAGAGUAAAGAGAUUACGUUCCAACUACAAGAGGAUUUAAUGAAGGUUCUCAAUGAGCUAUAUACAGUCAUGAAGACUUAUCACAUGUAUCACACGGAGAGCAUCAGUGCUGAGUGCAAGCUGAAGGAGGCUGAGAAGCAGGAGGAGAAGCAGAUUGGGAGGUCAGGAGAUCCCGUCUUCAGCAUCCGUCUGGAGGACAAGCACCAGAGACGCAGCUCGGUAAAGAAGAUUGAGAAGAUGAAGGAAAAGCGGCAAGCCAAAUACUCAGAAAACAAGCUGAAGUCUAUCAAAGCACGGAACGAAUACCUUCUAACUUUGGAAGCGACAAACUCUUCUAUUUUCAAGUACUACGUUCAUGACCUCUCUGAUUUAAUUGAUUGCUGCGAUCUGGGAUACCACGCCAGUCUGAACAGAGCUCUCCGCACCGUUCUGUCUGCUGAAUAUAACCUGGAGACCUCCCGGCAUGAGGGCCUGGAUAUCAUUGAGAAUGCAGUGGAGAACCUGGACCCCCGCAGCGACAGGCAGAGGUUCAUGGAGAUGUACCCCUCUGCUUUCUGCCCACCCAUCAAGUUUGAGUUCCAGUCUCACAUGGGGGAUGAGGUUUGUCAGGUCAGUGCCCAGCAACCCAUACAGGCAGAGCUAAUGCUGAGAUUCCAGCAGUUACAAUCCCGGCUGACUACUCUCAAAAUCGAGAAUGAGGAGGUUAAAAAAACCACUGAAGCCACACUUCAGACAAUACAAGAUAUGGUGACCAUUGAGGACUACGACGUGUCUGAGUGUUUCCAGCACAGCCGCUCCACUGAGUCUGUGAAAUCGACCGUGUCCGACACGUACCUCAGCAAGCCCAGCAUCGCCAAGAGAAGGGCGAACCAGCAAGAGACGGAACAGUUCUAUUUCAUGAAAUUUAAAGAAUUUCUGGAGGGAAGCAAUCUCAUCACGAAGCUGCAGGCAAAGCACGACUUACUGAAAAGGACACUCGGAGAAGGUUACAGAGCAGAGUACAUGACAACCAGGCCUCCAAAUGUUCCCCCCAAACCCCAGAAACAGAGGAAGCCUAGGCCCCGCUCCCUGUUUAAUGCUAAGUUGUUUAAUGGGAACUUGGAAUCCUUUGUCAAGGAUUCGGGACAGGUUAUUCCUCGGGUGGUUGAAAGCUGUAUCCGAUUUAUCAACCUUUAUGGUCUGCAGCACCAAGGGAUUUUCCGAGUGUCAGGAUCACAAGUGGAAGUCAAUGAUAUUAAAAAUUCAUUUGAGAGAGGUAAUGAUCCAUUGACAGAUGAUGAAAAUAACCAUGAUAUUAACUCAGUGGCUGGAGUCCUGAAGCUCUAUUUCAGAUGUCUGGAAAACCCACUCUUUCCCAAGGAAAGAUUUCAUGAUCUAAUUUCCUGUAUCAGAAUAGAAAAUCUCUAUGAGAGGGCUCUCUACAUCCGCAAACUUCUUAUUACACUGCCGAGGUCUGUCCUCAUAGUGAUGAGAUACCUGUUUUCCUUCCUUAAUCACUUGUCGCAGUACAGUGAUGAAAACAUGAUGGACCCCUAUAAUUUGGCAAUUUGUUUUGGUCCCACUUUGAUGCCCGUGCCAGACAUUCAGGAUCAGGUCUCUUGCCAGGCUCAUGUGAAUGAAAUUGUCAAAACCAUCAUCAUUCACCAUGAGACAAUUUACCCCGAUUCCAAGGAGCUGGACGGCCCUCUGUAUGAGAAGUGUAUGGCUGGGGACGACUACUGCGAUAGUCCCUACAGCGAACACGGCACCUUAGAGGAAGUUGAUCAGGAUGCCAGUACAGAGCCCCACACCAGUGAAGAUGAAUGUGAGCCCAUUGAAGCCAUAGCCAAGUUCGAUUACAUUGGCAGGUCUGCUCGAGAGCUGUCCUUCAAAAAGGGAGCCUCCCUGCUCCUCUAUCACCGUGCUUCUGAUGACUGGUGGGAAGGCAGGCAUAAUGGGAUUGAUGGAUUGGUGCCACAUCAGUACAUAGUGGUUCAGGAUACCGAUGAUACAUUUUCAGAUACAUUGAGCCUGAAAGCUGACAGUGAAGCCAGCAGUGGACCAUUGAGCGAAGACAAGUGUUUGUCGAAUGAAAUCAGCUCCCCGCCUGACAGGCAUCCUGAGGCCUAUGUUGGCAGACACAGAAAGAGGACAGAGCCUCCCCCACCACGCCGCUCCACGGGCCGCUCCACGGGCCGCUCCAGCGAGGGUCACUGCAUGAUGCACCCGCCUCACCCCAUGCUGAACACCUCUUUGGAGAUGGGCUCCCCCAGCAUGGGUAACCAUGGCAGCCACGGCAGCCAUCACAGCCAGCGCUCCCUGCUGCACAACCGCAACCUGCCUGCCGACAGCCCUGAGAGGAGGCGCCGCGCCGGACCUGGCAGCCUCACCAACAUCAGCCGCCACGACUCCCUCAAGAAGAUGGAGAGCCCUCCCAUCCGCAGGUCCACCUCUUCAGGGCAGUACCCCGGAUUCAGUGAGCAGCACAAACCCCUAGACCCAGAGAGCAUUGCUCAGGAUAUCGAGGAGACGAUGAACACAGCCCUGAAUGAGUUGCGGGAGCUGGAACGCCAGAGCACAGCCAAACACGCCCCUGAUGUAGUGCUGGACACCCUGGAGCAGAUGAAGAACGCGCCCACCCCGGCCACCUCCACCGAGUCCCUGAGCCCACUCCACAACAUCAUGCUGAAGACCAGUGAGCCGCCAAUGCGCCGCAGCACCAGCUCCUCCAGCGACACCAUGAGCACCUUCAAACCCAUGGUGGCCCCGCGCAUGGGAGUCCAGCUGAAACCCCCAGCCUUGAGACCAAAACCAAUGGUUCUUCCCAAGACUAACCCCAGCCAUGGACCUCCUGCCGCUGGUCAAGGUCCUACAGACAAGUCAUGCACAAUGUGAAUGUGAAUGUUACACCUGCACAAUAAAAUGCAGGGACGAUUAAAUACAACUAACUAAAAAAUGAAAUAAAUGAAUAAAAAGGAUCCACAGCGUGGUCAAAACUAAAGGGAUAUUAAGAUAAAUAUUGGUAGUUAUGUGUUUGUAAGCUGGCUGUGUAUUCUUUGAGUGUUAGAAACUAAAUGUCUCCAAUUAGCUGCAUUUAAUAACAAAGGGCAUUUUACAUGCCUCUGUAAAAACUGGAUUAUCAUACAGUAUUUGAAGACAAUAACAAACACCACAGAGACUUACUUGAAAUAAAAAUAAAUUAAAAAAAAAAAAACGUAUGCUGCACCGCUAGAUUUUAAAGGAAAAAAAAAGUCAAACAAAAGCAACACAAAUCACAAAGGCUUCCCAUAUUGUAAAAUCAUUUUAAACCAUUAGUUUACAUAAAGGGACUCUGUGCAAAAAUCAAACAUUCAAAAGCUUGCAUUUCAAAUCCGUGUUAGUUUACAACUUCCUGUGAGGGACUAUGGAAGUCUCAGUUGAUUUUUGAAGGCGGACAUUCUCUUUCUCUGUUCAGCACGGUUGUUUUCGUGUUACAUUCUUCAGGCCUUACUGCCAGGUAGAAACUGUAGCUCCAUCCUUACUGAUAACCACUGCUUAAAGCUGCUGUAUUCAUGUCAGGUGUUUACAUAGGCCAAGAAACAAAGGUGCGACCAUCGGGAGAGGAAGCGCUCACUUAAAACUCUCCCUUUUAUUUCAGCAGCAAACAGACCCACUGGUUUGGGUCCUACUGCCAAUAGAAAAAGCCUUUUCAAUUAAGUGGUACUUCUACUUUUUAUUUAGUCAAAGCAAGCCAUACAACAUAGUCUCGGGGGUGGUGACACAACAUUGAGGGUCUCUCAUAAGGGACCCUACCUUUGCUGCAAUUUUUUUUUUUCUUCCCCUAACAAAAGACACAUUCAGCUUCUUGAGGGCACCCCUGGCACAUACUAAAUUUUUUUUUUCUCCUGUAUUUGCCAUGUUCUGAAUUUCUAGAACAUUAUUUGUUUGUCAGUAUAACCCCUGUGUAUAAACCAGCUGCCCUUCCCAUCCCAAGCCCAAAGUAACAUACACACCAUACUGUAUGUUUAAAAGAAGUAAUAUAUUAAACUAGUAGUCAAUGACUGUUGGUUUUAUACCGGGUCAUUUUGUCCAGAGCCAUUUCAGGGGCAGCAAUUCAAGUGCUAGGCACUGUUCUGUCUAAAUCUUAACCUCCCUUAAACCUGCUCUGUGCCUAUGACUGUACAAAUCUACUUUGCAUUUGGUUGUCUUGUUUGUGUUAAUUAAAUGCCUGUUAACUCAACUGAAUGAUAAUACUUUUCUCUAGCAGGCGGAAAACUACACAGAGCUGUUUGUUUUUAGUUAGUGUUUUUUUUUUUUUUUACAGUAAAUCCCGGUGGAUAUUAAAGUGAUAAAACCUCUUUAAUCAUUUAUACGUGCCACUUUCCACUCAAGUACAGCCUCAAAAAUAAAAAAAAGAUUGAAAGUAAAAAACACGUGCCAGGAAAAUCUGGCCCACACUCUUUCUGAAGGUGACGUAAUAAGCCUAUGUCACUUAAUCAAAACAGAUACCACACCUUUAAAAUUGCACAAUUUUGUGUGUAUUUAAAUAGUGAUAAAUACAGUACUGGACUGCAUAAUGCUUAUAUAAAAUGCUGUUUACAGAUUAUAAUAAUCAUUAGUAAUUAUAUGUUUUAGUGGAUGGCCAUUAGAUGCAUUUGUGUAAGUAAAUAGUAGUUUGAUGGUUCUAUGUAUAUUUUUAAAAAGUACAGUGAAAAAAAGUGGACACGUAACAGGGAAGACUGAUACAACUGCAGACGUACUAAGUGGUACCACCCGCGCACCCCUAAUUCAAUCUGUCCUCACUGUAAUUUGGCUAAACCUCAGUACUGGUAGUUUCCUGCGUUUUGACUGUUACCUUAUUGUGUCAAUGUACAUCUGUAGUAUGUACAUGUGAAAGUGCCUUUAAAAUUUUAGAGGAACUUCAGACUCUGUUCUGUACUGUUGCGUUUCCAUUUCAAUCCAUACAUUAAUGAACAAGUAGAAAAUAAAUAUAUACAUAAAUAAAUAAAACAAAGUGUAAUACUGUACAGUUCUGGAAAAUGUACUGUUCAUCCAUGUGACACUGCACUUUUAUGUAUAGUACUGUACAUUUUGGCAUGUAGCAUUAAAAAAAAAAAGUUUCAGUACACUUUGAGGUUUGUUCCUCAUAGUGUAUCUUUCUAAUAAAGGAAAUAGUUCUGUCA